Synchiropus splendidus (mandarinfish) is the source of this 808-nucleotide messenger RNA. RefSeq names its product interleukin-1 receptor-associated kinase 1 binding protein 1 (gene irak1bp1). The record is from RefSeq and is a predicted model, not a curated record. Lineage: Eukaryota; Metazoa; Chordata; Actinopteri; Syngnathiformes; Callionymidae. Bases 12 to 719 code for a protein of 235 amino acids. The transcript has 4 exons. Gene Ontology annotation, biological process: canonical NF-kappaB signal transduction; immune response.
UUGAAGCCAUCAUGGACGACCGAAGUGGAGCGUUGAUCCGAACGUCGCCGCACGCCGUCAGUGAUCGGAACCAGGAAGCGUGUAACCGCUCCGGUAAUCCGGUUCGGAAAGUGACGGUGACAGGGACGGCGGAGGUUUGUUACCCGGCGGACAGAGCGACACUGCGGGUCAGUGUGGGCAGCAGCAAGGACUCGGUCGACCUGGCCACCAGCAGCGUUUCACGACGAGUCGAAUACAUCCUCCAGACAUUACGGCAACAUGACGUCAGCAGCCAAGACACCACCAUGAGGAAGCUUCUGCAUCGAGAAGAAAACUUCUACCAGAUGGAUGCUGAGAUCGCGGUGACGUUCUCCGAUUUCGAGAAGAUGGAGCAAAUAAACAGUGUGUUGUUAGAGAAGCUUGACAAGAGCGUGAGCAUCGGCGUCCCGCAGUUCUUCCACAGCGCCGAGCGUCUCAGUCAACUGAGGGAGCACGCCUGCGUUUCAGCCGUGGAAAGUGCCCAGCAGAAGGCCAGAAAGGUCAGUCAGCUACUGGGUCAAACACUGGGGCCACCCCAACUGGUGAGAGAGGAGGAAACCAAAGAGUGGAGGACUGAGGAAGAGGAUGGAGGGCAAGGGGCGGCCGCCGCGUCUCGCCUCCCCAACGUGCCGAAAAUCACCGCCUCUGCCCGAGUGUCCGUCUGCUUCAGCCUCCGGGAUGGAAGCAGGAAGAAACUCUGAAGUCUGUUAAAACAUUUAUUGGCGGAAUCAAAGUGCAGUUUUUAAGCUACAGCUGGAGCAAAGAAAUAAAAUGGUUUUCUAUGUUUCAA